Molecule: messenger RNA, 5544 nt
Organism: Chinchilla lanigera (long-tailed chinchilla)
Lineage: Eukaryota; Metazoa; Chordata; Mammalia; Rodentia; Chinchillidae
Gene: C1galt1
Product: core 1 synthase, glycoprotein-N-acetylgalactosamine 3-beta-galactosyltransferase 1
Exons: 4
Coding region: 193-1284 (363 amino acids)
Cellular component (GO): membrane
Molecular function (GO): N-acetylgalactosaminide beta-1,3-galactosyltransferase activity
Source: RefSeq, a predicted model, not a curated record
GGCGCGGCGCGUGCGAUCGCUCGGAGCGCUGGCACCGUCGUCCGCCCUGCCUGCCGUGCAGACGAGCUGUGUGCUCUUCAAGAUGACCGAGGUGGAGGGCUGGGGACGGACCGCCUUGCAGCCCUGAACGCCUGCCGCCUCCCUGUUUAAACAACAUCAGCAACAGAAACCACAGACAUACACUUUCGGGAAAUGGCCUCUAAAUCUUGGCUGAAUCUUUUAACCUUCCUCUGUGGAUCAGCAAUAGGAUUUUUUUUAUGUUCUCAGCUAUUUAGUAUUUUGUUGGGAGAACAGGGAGAUACCCAGCCUCAUAUUCUUCAUAAUGAUCCUCAUGCAAGACAUUCAGAGGAUAAUGGACAGAAUCAACUAGAAGGACAAAUGAACUUCAAUGCAGAUUCUAGCCAACAUAAAGAUGAGAACACAGACGUCGCUGAAAACCUGUACCAGAAAGUUAGAAUUCUGUGUUGGGUUAUGACGGGCCCUCAAAAUCUAGAGAAAAAGGCCAAACAUGUCAAAGCUACAUGGGCCCAGCGUUGUAAUAAAGUGCUGUUCAUGAGUUCCGAGGAAAACAAAGACUUCCCUACUGUGGGAUUAAAAACCAAAGAAGGUAGAGAUCAGCUGUACUGGAAAACAAUUAAAGCUUUUCAGUAUGUUCAUGACCAUUAUUUAGAAGAUGCGGACUGGUUUAUGAAAGCAGAUGACGAUACAUAUGUCGUCCUAGACAAUUUGAGAUGGCUUCUUUCCAAACAUAGCCCCGAAGAACCCAUUUAUUUUGGGAGAAGAUUUAAGCCCUAUGUAAAGCAGGGUUACAUGAGUGGAGGAGCAGGAUAUGUGCUAAGCAAAGAAGCCUUGAAGAGAUUUAUCGAUGCAUUUAAGACAGAAAAAUGCACACAUAGUUCUUCCAUUGAAGACCUAGCACUGGGAAAAUGCAUGGAGGUUAUGAAUGUAGAAGCCGGAGAUUCCAGAGAUGCCACUGGGAAAGAAACUUUUCAUCCCUUUGUGCCAGAGCACCACUUAGUCAAAGGUUAUCUACCCAAAACUUUCUGGUACUGGAAUUACAACUAUUAUCCUUCGGUAGAGGGUCCUGGUUGCUGUUCUGAUCUGGCAGUUUCUUUUCACUAUGUUGAUUCUACAACAAUGUAUGAAUUAGAGUACCUCGUUUACCAUCUUCGUGCGUAUGGUUAUCUGUAUAGAUACCAACCUGCCUUACCUGAGAACACGCUGAAGGAAGUAAAUCAGGUGAACAGAAAUGAAGAUCCAAAAGUAAAACUAGGAAACCCUUGAAAGGAAAGCAAACGAGCCACAGUAAAAUGUCUGGCAUUGCACUGAAGAAGGGCUUCUGCAUCUCCGACACAGACCCCUGAGAUCCAGUGACAUUCCAUACAGAAAUCUCUCAGAUGAGUGACUGUAAACUGAAGCUUUAAAUGAGCUGUGAAAUGUGUUAAAUGUGUUUUGAUACAGUAAUAUAUAAAUCUAUAUAAGAACUUGUUUUUGAAGUGGUGGCGAGUAGAGCUAGUAAAAGAGAUUUUGUUACCUGUUCUGACCAUGUGUAUUACUGUCACUGAGAAACUGAAAACUAAACCAGUUAAAUUUGCUGAAACUGCACUGUACCACAUUAGUAACACAAUGCUAAACAGAUCUGCCUUAAAAUUUUAGAGGGAAAUAUUGUUGCUUAGCAUUGUUUAUAAAUUCAUUUGCAGUAUGAUAUAAAUGAACCACUUCUCCCUACACAGUUGUCUAAUGAAACGUUUGCUGUGAUUAUUUAUAAUUAGCGAUAUUUCUUAAAGAAGAUAGAAAAAGAAUGGCACUGAUCUUAAAGUGCAUUAAUAAAACUACAUUUUGAAAUUAUCAUGGGCCUCGAUAUAUUUGGUUCUAAUUAUUCUUUCACUGAAUCUCUUGUUCUUUUCUAACCACUCUUGAAUACCAUUCUCCACUAUUAAUAUUUAUUAAAGCAUUAAUAUUCUGUACACAAGCAUUUUAAAAUACUCUGUUGCAAAAUUUACCCAUUGUUAAUUAUGGGUAAUAGUAAGUUUAAUGCUAUUUUGGAAUGCUGUUCUUAUACCAAUGCCACUAUAGGAAUUUCUCCUUCCACCUACAUAAUUAUUCUUUUCAUUCUCAUCCUUUUGAGAAAUGAGAACUUGCUUGUGCCUUUCAUAACUUAGUUAAAACUUUUAACAUUCAUGUUUAGGUCUGAGGUGGCUGUUACACUGGCAAAAUAUUUUGAAUUAACAUUUUGACCAGAGUUAAUUAAAUGCAUUGGAAAAUACAGUGUUUAAAUAAACUAAAAUACGUUAAAAGACCUAAUAAUUUAUGAGCCGCAACCUGAAGUUGGAUGUUAAUUUGUUAUUUUGGAAAAAUGGUCUUGCCGGUGGAUCAUUCUGACACCGCAGAAUACCUAUUUAAGCAUACCAUCAAAACAUAGUUCUAAAUGUUUCAUCUUAAUUUAAUCAUUCUGUUUGCAAAGAAAGAAAAUUUUCAACUUCUUUUGUCUUUAGCAAUACUGAGUGUGUAGCAAUAUUUUGCAGAUGUUUUGUAAGAUUAUUUUCAAUAUUGUAUGAUUUUCAUUAUGCUAGUUUUACCUCGUUGUCAUACCAUUGAUUCCAUUGCUUGGCUAAAUAAUUUAUAUUUAUUGUGCCAAAACAUAUCAUGACCUCUUUGUACAGUAUAUUUUAGAGAAUGUAAUUUCAGUGACUGACUAUGGAUUACUCUUUGACAUAGUAAAAAACACACACCAACUUUCACCUAUUAUUAUUUUGAUGAUGAUAUCUACAAAAUUUCAAGACAUUCAUUCUGCUCAUUGAACAACCUUUGACUGUAGUGUGGAUAUGAAUUUGUGGUCCAUAUACACUAUUCUUUAUUAGAAGUGUAGUUUUAUCAUAAACCUAAACCCUUAAAAUUGACCCAUAGGAAAUGAAUGCUGCAAUGAUCGUGGACUUCAGAGUCAGACUGCCAGGCUUUAAAUUUUUGCUCCAUCACUUACUAUUUUUGUAACAUUGAGCAAUUUAGUCUCUGUGCCUCAGUUUCCUCAUCUGUAAAGUAGGGAUAAUACUAGUACCUACCUCAUAGGAUUUUUAUGAGGAUUAAUAAAUCUAUGUAAGGCUCUUAAAGCACUGUCUAGCCCAGCAUAGGGAGCAAUAAAGUAUAAAGUUUUAUUAUUCUGCUAUCCUGGAGUGUAAAUGUUUUAUUUAAAUGAGUAAAAUGAUUAAAUCAAGUAGUGAAAGGUUUUUGUAUCUUUCUUAUAGUAUUUAUCUAGUACCUACUGUAUACCAGGUACUGUGCUUAUUCUAUGUACAGUAGUGUUAAUCCUCACUAAUUGAGUAUUAUUCUCAUAUUUUAGAUGAGGAAACUGGGGACCCAGGAAUUUGAGUUAACUUUUGCACUGUUACAAAGCUAGUAAGUAACAGAACUAGAAUUCGUACUCAAACGCUAUGUAUUCAUUUGUGUUGGUCAGCCUUGGGGUCAUUUAGUAGUAUUCUCAUUUGCACGUAUAUGAUACGUGACAUCUGGUACAUUGGCCAGUAAACAGUCAAAUAAACCAGCCAGAUUGAUACGCUGAUACUUAAAUUGUGGUUCUCUCACUCUUGCCUGGGAGUGUAUUUAAAUGGAGAUCUCAAGACCCCAGUCCCAGAGAUUCUGAUUGUAGCUUGGGCCUAAGACUAUACAUUCUUAUCAGAUACCACACAAUAGUCAAACAGUGGUCCCAACAAGCACUUGGAAAUGCCUUAGCUCAGAUGUACUAAAUCAGAAACUCCAGGGUGGGCCCACCACCCGUGAUUAAACAAGCCCUACAGAUGAGUCUUAAUUCAUCCUGUGAGAACCAUGAUUAUGGUGCAAAUAGUCUUUGGAACACACUCAGGAUAACUGCCCCAUGGGUAAGGCACUUUUCAGAAACUUAGACAAAGCAUAUUUUAAAUCGUUGUAGUCCAGGAUCACACUAUAUUAAAGGUAAAAUAUUUAAAGAUAAUUUAAAGGGUCAGUGGAUUGUUGGUUGUAGCAAAAUUCUUUAGCUUCUCCAGAGUGACUAAUAUCAGGGCACUGAUACUAAAUCCACAAAAUCUUUAAUUCUCCAAGUUCAGUAAAUUUAAUUGGAUAUAAAGGGUUCAUUAAUUACUAGUAAGUACAUUCAUUAAAAGCAUACAUAAGUAAAUGUCAUCAGAUGUUCACAAAAUGGUUACUAGUAAAUUUUAGAGAUAGCAAAAUGCUAUUUUUAAUAUGCGGUGUUUGACUGUUCUGUAUGAUCUAAUGAAGCAAAAACAUUCUCCAAGUAUUUGACAGAGCACAUGCAAUCAGAUUUCACGAAAACAGUGUUUUAUUCACCAUCUUUUACAUUAAGAUCUUUGUCAUUUAAUUAUUUCAGUGAUACCAGCAUAAAGGCUUUUGAUGUUUUCUGUUCUCUAACAAUACCAUGUUUGUAUUUUCUGGUUAAAAUUUCACACGAAGGUUUUCAUCAAGAUGUAAUUAUUUUCAAAUACCUUAAAUUUCAGAGGAGUUUCUGUCACUGUAAUAAGAUAGAAAAUAAAUCACUGGCCAGUUUUUAAUGGUUUUGAAUAUGGUAAUUGGACUUACACGUUCGAGUUGCUUGCUCGUUUUUCUCUAAUUGUUUCUUCAAGGUUGAUUUUUCAUUCCUUUGAGCCCAUCAAACUGUAUUACCAGGUUGAGGCACUAUUAUACUUGAAAGACUCCCUCAUCUUUUAACAAUUUCUGCUGCUUUAUAUUUAUUGCCCUUUGUUUCCUUAAUAACUAACCUCCCCUUUCUAGCUACGCUUAAUGAUGCCUUCAUAAUGUUAAAUUGGCUGUUAGUAGUGAUGCGGAUUUGUAUUACUUGCUGAUAGUUUUAUACCUACUAACUUUAGGUUUCCCUAUGAGAUUAAAAGUUUAAGAAUAAUUCCUGCUGCCUCUCAGGGUAAUCGCCCUACUUAAAAAUACACAAUUUUAAACUAAUUCUACAUUGUAAUUAUUAAAGGAAGUAAAGUUAUUUGCAUCAUCUGCUUCAUUUCCCUGCCUCUUCGUAAUCGGCCUGACAGAAACAUGCUCAGGAAAUCUAGGAGUCAGCCUGUGGUAUAUCUUAUGCUAAAUAUAACCUCUUGGUUAAAAAUGACUCAUGUUUAUAUAUCAGAGUUGAAAUAGAAAUUAACAAAUUGAAGUCAGAACUUCUGCAAGUACUCUUAGAGAAACAGCCCUAAAAGUAGCUUUAGAGUUGAAGUGUGCUAUAUUUCAACUCUUACUCUUUAGCUCUGUUUCUUUUAGUUAAAUUUGAGUAACUUUGCAGGACCCUACAAUGAAUAAAUCUACAUGAAGUAUGUUAUCAGAGGGAAACUACUCUUACUGCUAAGCAGUGUGUUGUACUAUAGUGAAUAUGUUCUGAGAUUUAAGAAUUAUUUAAAGUCAGUGUCAUGAAUGGUUUAAAAAUAUCUGGUGACUUGCUUAUUUUAAGUGAUCACCAUUAAGUCAGAAAAAUGUAUUUUUAAAUGUUUUUUAAAGUGCCUUUUGAAAAUUUUUAAACAAUGGAUUUAAACUGCAUAAAAUAAAUUACCAUGUUCAAAA